Molecule: messenger RNA, 159 nt
Organism: Phytophthora nicotianae INRA-310
Lineage: Eukaryota; Oomycota; Peronosporomycetes; Peronosporales; Peronosporaceae
Exons: 2
Coding region: 1-159 (52 amino acids)
Source: RefSeq, a predicted model, not a curated record
AUGAGUGCAGAAAGGAGAGGCGACGUUGGUGAGGGAAAUGGACGCCCUGGAGGCCACGUGAAGAGUCGGCAGCCAGUAAACGUGCAGCGGUACGAGGAAGACUUCCUGACGAAAGAAGGCAAGAGAAUCGGCCCCAAUCACUGGAAAGUGCUGGGCUGA